Messenger RNA from Coregonus sp. 'balchen', 5146 nucleotides. The record is from the annotation of a GenBank genome assembly. Lineage: Eukaryota; Metazoa; Chordata; Actinopteri; Salmoniformes; Salmonidae.
AUGGCUUCAAUGAUUACCAAACCAUCUCACCUACGUUCUAUCCUAGCAAGGACUGGCAAAUGUUUAGCUGUGAAUUGGACAAAGACAUCAUUUGGAUCAGAAAGAAGGUAGCUGUAUGGACCUUGCUUCUUAUACUAAUAUGAUAUCUUGUUUGGUUGGUAGCUAGCUAGCGAUGUGUCACAGUUAUUUGACACACAGCUAGCUAAUUAGCUACACAUCAGUGGAGCCAUUACAAUGAGUCAGUCCUCCAAUAGCUCCUCCCAUCAGCCUCCUCUGCUUCACAUGUAGUACUAGUCACACAGGUAGUGGAAGAGAAUGGGAUGAAUAAGAAACACACCUGAAAUUAUUGUAGAUGACAGCUAGCUAUGCUAGCCAAUAAUGUUGCCUACAGACAGACAGCUGAAAUUAUCUUGCCUGCAGUGAUUGCCAAGCUAGCAUAAAGCUCUUGAUUAUCUUUUUCUCCUGGAAAGUUAUGCCUCCAAAACUGAUGGAGAAAGCAGGAUCCCCAAAAUAUACACCAAAACUGGUGAUAAAGGUGAAUAUGCAAGCAAGUCAUUGCACAUCAUAUGGUCAUUUCAACGAAGAACGCUUUGCUUAUCAUCUUCCUGUCAUUGCCAAAGGUUUCUCUAGCACUUACACUGGAGAGAGAAGACCCAAGGAAGAUCAUGUGUUUGAAGCAUUGGGAACAACAGAUGAAUUGUCAUCAGCAAUAGGGUAAUGUGAUGUCCAUUCCAUCUAUUAGGUAUAAUGCUUUGUUUCCCCUGACUGAAUUUAUUAACUGUCUUGUGUUGUCUUCUACAGCUUGGCCAGAGAGUUUUGUAUCGACAAAGGCCAUACAUUCACAGAUCAGCUAGACAAGGUCUGAGUUUGAACUUUUUCAUUUCUUUUUGGGAGAGUAAUGAUAAACAUGUUAUCUUUUACUCAAUGUUUACCCUUCUGAUCCCACAGAUUCAGUGUGUAUUACAAGAUGUGGGAUCCAACAUUGCCACACCUCGGUCAUCUGCAAGAGAAAUUCAUAUUAGUAAAUGGCUUUCUGUAAAUCAUUUUGAAGAAUCAUUCCACACAGCUUACCCCAGUCAGUGGUCUUCUCAUUCUCCUUAUACUCUCUCUCACUCUUGCCAACAGAGAAAACAAAGUUCAGUUCCCAACCAGUGGCAGACCUGGAAAUCUGGAUUGAUGAGUUCACAGAGAAGCUACCACCACUGACAAACUUCAUAUUACCUGUAAGCACUCACCCACUGGAUGAACCUUUUAGAAAACUGAACUUUUAUUUAUAAUGUGAUGUGGAAUUUUGAGAAAGGCUUACAGUUUCAUAUUCCAAAUACAUGAGCUAACAAUACUUUCAAGGUAAAACAGCAUGAGGCAGAUGAGGUACUGUAAUUGUAUAUGUGAAUCCAUGUGUAAAGCAACUCAAUGCAUGUGUAUGGACUUGUACUACAGUGCAUUCGGAAAGUAUUCAGACCCCUUGACUUUUUCCACAUUGUUACGUUACAGCCUUAUUCUAAAAUGGAUUAAAUUAUUAUUUUCCCUCAUCAAUCUACACGCAAAACCCCAUAAUGACAAAGCAAAAACAGUUUUUUAGAAAUUUUGGCAAAUGUAUAAAAAACUAAAGACGGAAAUAACACAUUUACAUAAGUAUUCAGACCCUUUACUCAGUACUUUGUUGAAGCACCUUUGGCAGCGAUUACAGCCUUGAGUCUUCUUUGGUAUGACACAAAGCUUGGCACACCUGUAUUUGGGGAGUUUCUCCCAUUCUUCUUUGCAGAUCCUCUCAAGCUCAUCUGUCAGGUUGGAUGGGGAGCGUCGCUGCGCAACUAUUUUUAGGUCUCUCCAAAGAUGUUAGUUAGGGUUCAAGUCUGGGCUCUGGCUGGGCCACUCAAGGACAUUCAGAGACUUGUCCCGAAGCCAGUCCUGCGUUGUCUUGGUUGUGUGCUUAGGGUCGUUGUCCUGUUGCAAUGUGAACCUUCGCCCCAGUCUGAGGUCCUGAGCGCUCUGGAGUAGGUUUUCAUCAAGGAUUACUCUGUACUUUGCUCCGUUCAUCUUUCCCUCUCCUGACUAGUCUUCCAGUCCGUGCCACUGAAAAACAUCCCCACAGCAUGAUGCUGCCACCACCAUGCUUCACCGUAGGGAUGAUGCCAGGUUUCCUCCAGACGUGACGCUUGGCAUUCAGGCCAAAGAGUUAAAUCUUGGUUUCAUCAGACCAGAUAAUCUUGUUUCUCAUGGUCUGAGUCCUUUAGGUGUCUUUUGGCAAACUCCAAGCGGGCUGUCAUGUGCCUUUUACUGAGGAGUGGCUUCCGUCUGGCCACACUACCAUAAAGGCCUGAUUGGUGGCAUGCUGCAGAGAUGGUUGUCCUUCUGGAAGGUUCUUCCAUCUCCACAGAGGAACUCUGGAGCUCUGUCAGAGUGACCAUUGGGUUCUUGGUCACCUCCCUGACCAAGGCCCUUCUCCCCCGAUUGCUCAGUUUGGCCUGGCGGCCAGCUCUAGGAAGAGUCUUGGUGGUUCCAAACUUCUUCCAUUUAAGAAUGACGGAGGCCAUUGUGUUCUUGGGGACCUUCAAUGCUGUAGAAAUGUUUUUGUACCCUUCCCCAGAUCUGUGCCUCAACAUAAUCCUGUCUCGGAGCUCUACAGACAAUUACUUAGACCUCAUGACUUAUGCUUUGAGAUGCACUGUCAACUGUGGGACCUUAUAUACAGUGGGGAGAACAAGUAUUUGAUACACUGCCGAUUUUGCAGGUUUUCCUACUUACAAAGCAUGUAGAGGUCUGUAAUUUUUGUCAUAGGUACACUUCAACUGUGAGAGACGGAAUCUAAAACGAAAAUCACAUUGUAUGAUUUUUAAGUAAUUCAUUUGCAUUUUAUUACAUGACAUAAGUAUUUGAUCACCUACCAACCAGUAAGAAUUCCGGCUCUCACAGACCUGUUAGUUUUUCUUUUAGAAGCCCUCCUGUUCUCCACUCAUUACCUGUAUUAACUGCACCUGUUUGAACUCGUUACCUGUAUAAAAGACACCUGUCCACACACUCAAUCAAACAGACUCCAAUCUCUCCACAAUGGCCAAGACCAGAGAGCUGUGUAAGGACAUCAGGGAUAAAAUUGUAGACCUGCACAAGGCUGGGAUGGGCUACAGGACAAUAGGCAAGCAGCUUGGUGAGAAGGCAACAACUGUUGGAGCAAUUAUUAGAAAAUGGAAGAAGUUCAAGAUGACGGUCAAUCACCCUCGGUCUGGGGCUCCAUGCAAGAUCUCACCUCGUGGGGCAUCAAUGAUCAUGAGGAAGGUGAGGGAUCAGCCCAGAACUACACGGCAGGACCUUGUCAAUGACCUGAAGAGAGCUGGGACCACAGUCUCAAAGAAAACCAUUAGUAACACACUACGCCGUCAUGGAUUAAAAUCCUGCAGCGCACGCAAGGUCCCCCUGCUCAAGCCAGCACAUGUCCAGGCCCGUCUGAAGUUUGCCAAUGACCAUCUGGAUGAUCCAGAGGAGGAAUGGGAGAAGGUCAUGUGGUCUGAUGAGACAAAAAUAUAGCUUUUUGGUCUAAACUCCACUCGCCGUGUUUGGAGGAAGAAGAAGGAUGAGUACAACCCCAAGAACACCAUCCCAACCGUGAAGCAUGGAGGUGGAAACAUCAUUCUUUGGGGAUGCUUUUCUGCAAAGGGGACAGGACGACUGCACCGUAUUGAGGGGAGGAUGGAUGGGGCCAUGUAUCGCGAGAUCUUGGCCAACAACCUCCUUCCCUCAGUAAGAGCAUUGAAGAUGGGUCGUGGCUUGGUCUUCCAGCAUGACAAUGACCCGAAACACACAGCCAGGGCAACUAAGGAGUGGCUCCGUAAGAAGCAUCUCAAGGUCCUGGAGUGGCCUAGCCAGUCUCCAGACCUGAACCCAAUAGAAAAUCUUUGGAGGGAGCUGAAAGUCCGUAUUGUCCAGCGACAACCCCGAAACCUGAAGGAUCUGGAGAAGGUCUGUAUGGAGGAGUGGGCCAAAAUCCCUGCUGCAGUGUGUGCAAACCUGGUCAAGACCUACAGGAAACAUAUGAUCUCUGUAAUUGCAAACAAAGGUUUCUGUACCAAAUAUUAAGUUCUGCUUUUCUGAUGUAUCAAAUAGUUAUGUCAUGCAAUAAAAUGCAAAUUAAUUACUUAAAAAUCAUACAAUGUGAUUUUCUGGAUUUUUAGAUUCCGUCUCUCACAGUUGAAGAGUACCUAUAAUAAAAAUGACAGACCUCUACAUGCUUUGUAAGUAGGAAAACCUGCAAAAUCGGCAGUGUAUCAAAUACUUGUUCUCCCCACUGUAGACAGGUGUGUGCCUUUCCAAAUCAUGUUCAAUCAAUUGGGUUUACCACAGGUGGACUCCAAUCAAGUUGUAGAAACAUCUCAAGGAUGAUCAAUGGAAACAGGAUGCACCUGAGCUCAAUUUCGAGUCUCAUAGCAAAGGGUCUCAACACUUAUGUAAAUAAGGUAUUCGUUUUUUGAUUUUAAUACAUUUGCAAACAUUUCGAAAAACUGUUUUUUGCUUUGUCAUUAUGGAGUAUUGUGUAUAGAUGGAUGAGGGAAACAAUUUAAUCAAUUUUAGAAUAAGGCUGCAACGUAACAAAAUGUGGAAAAAGCCAAGGGGUCUGAAUACUUUCCGAAUGCACUGUAUGUAGUGGUGUUAUUUAUAAGGUCCCUUUGUGGGUGAAGACAUUGUCUAUGCAUAUUGGUUUUAUCUUAACUUCUCUGUCUGGUUACAUAGUCUGGAGGAAAGAGCAGUGCGGCCCUCCACAUAGCACGGACAGUGUGUCGCCGAGCAGAACGCAGGUCAGUUCCAACGAAUCAUAAGGUUGUUUAGACCCACCACGGUAAAACAUUGUGAUCCUGAACAUAGCCACAGAAACAGCCAUAUUAGCCAUAACACUUGUCUUAUGUUUCCAGCGUUUCCCCUAUUGUACGGUCAGGUGAGGCCGAUCCUGAUGUUGCCAAAUAUUUGAACAGGUAUGUUCCUUGUAUAAAUGUGCAGAUGUAUUAUCAUGCGUUUUUAAGAAAGGAGUGUACUCUUGCUGAUAAACAUUUACCUCACGUCUUCCCAUAGAUUGAGCGACUACCUGUUCACAGUGGCCAGAUACACAGCCAUGAAAGAAGGCAACGAGGAGACAAUCUACAAAAGACCUGAGUGA